Messenger RNA from Pundamilia nyererei, 2392 nucleotides. RefSeq lists its product as uncharacterized. Lineage: Eukaryota; Metazoa; Chordata; Actinopteri; Cichliformes; Cichlidae. Gene Ontology annotation, biological process: adaptive immune response. The coding region runs from base 1099 to 2211 and encodes 370 amino acids. The transcript is spliced from 5 exons. Gene Ontology annotation, cellular component: membrane. The record is from RefSeq and is a predicted model, not a curated record. Gene Ontology annotation, molecular function: signaling receptor activity.
UUUUUAUUUGAAUGCAUCCACAUUCAGCCACUGAAGUAAAGAUAACAGUUCAAAAAUAAAGCGAGUUCUCAAACUGUGACUCAUUAUUCAGAAAAAUGCUAUAAAGCCACCUCUGACACCUAAUUGUGGUUUUCCUGAUACAAAUCUAGAGCACGAAAUUAGUUUGUGCAGGUCGAGGUUGCACGAAAUGCACUUUUUUCUACCAUGCUUCAGUUGUUGAUGCAUUCAAAUGACAUUACACUGCUGUGCUAUUUGUUCUGUUUUUCUUAUAUCUGCUAAUUGGAAUGUGAACAAUAGCAUGAUGAAUGUUUUGAUAACUGGAAUUCCCCAUAAGUCAGAAACAAUGAGGAUUCUUAUCUAGAUUAACGAAAUACUCGGUAGUUUUGUCUGUAGAUAGAAGGUGAAUCGCUAAUAUUGAAGAAUGAUCCAAUUGUCUUAUAGCUGAGACCAAGUUUAUUUAACAUGUACUGAAGCUGUUACAUUCUUCAGUAAAAACUUGAGAUCUGAAUGUUUUCAGAGUACUUUCUUGAGUUUCUUGAUUAAUUUUUCAGUAAUAAAAUAUCUUUUUAGCUCCCUUCAGUCACUGGACCUAUUUUCUAGUCUCUCUCCAAUGAUGCAAAUUAUCAUCAAAAAGCAGACACAUCCUGUUCACGGACGAGUCUUCAGCAUCAUUUCCUCUGGGACAUACAGAAAUACUAUGUGAGGAAAGUUUUUUUCCGAAACAUGUGAAACCCAAUUAAUGCAAAUGAAGCUCUGCUAUUGAAGUUAAUUGAAGUUAAGACAAAAGAGAGCACAUGCUGCUUCUUUCUUUAGAGCCAGUGCUCAGCAAAUACUCAAUAUGAUCCUAAACUGUUUCAGCUGAGGUGUUAAAUGCUUUAAUUCAUGGCUGUAGGAGGAGCUGAUCCAACAGUCGUGAUGUUCAUUUGUUCGCGCUUCCUCUUGUGAAUGUCUUGAGGUUUGAAGGUGGAGCUAAUGGAGUUCCUCUUGGUUUCAUUUACUGUAAGACACACUUGAAAUUCAGUUUUUUACACUUGCAUCUCUGCUGUUAUGGUUUCCAUCAGUGGCUUCCCACAAGAUCUUAAGUGUGUGAUGUAAAGGAUGAUUUGGAUCCAAUACCUUGCUUUUUUGUGGGCUGUAGUCAUCACGCAGAUUGGGUUUGCUCACAGUGAGAUUCUCUUCUUGAAGCGGCAUGAGGGUGAAUCUGUCGUUCUUCCCUGUGAGAUUGAACACAGGGACCCAUCGCCCUUGGGAGUCUACCUGAAACGCACCUGGCUGAAUCAUAAAGAAGUGCUGUUCAAGUACACCAAGGAAGACUUUACAGUUGACAAUUCUGCUGACAAAAGCCGCAUUAGCGUCAGUGGAGACCCGAGCCUUCAUUCUGUGAAUAUCACCAUCUCUCAGCUGAACGCCAGCGACACAGACCGCUACUACUGCGAGUUUGUCGUGGAAAAUCUUUCCUCUGCAGAUGAAAAGAUACCAUCAAAGACGGAAUUCUUCCUCCUUGUUGGUGCUGAUGUCCCUGAGUCAGUGGACACUUAUCCAGAGUACGUGAUAGAGAGAUGUGCUGGGGGUUCGGCGGUACUCCCCUGCCUCCCCCAACGUGGGGAAGGCUUGGCCGUGGAGGGGGUGAUUCUAAAGAGGCAGAAGGGUCGGGGACCUGUAGAGCUGCUGUACAACUCAAAGCAGCACCACAGCAGCAGCCGUUCUUCCUCCUCCUCUCAGUUCCCUGUUGAGAGGGUCCAGUUGUCCUCUGCGCCCGGCCCCGGCGGCAUCACCUACAACCUCACCCUGCAGCAGCUGCAGCCAGAAGACAGUGCUUUGUACAGCUGCCAGCUGCUUCUGCACGGUCAACCCGAUAGCAGUACCAGCCUAGGGAGACGUGUAUUCUUUAUUUCUGUACAAGGUGGUCAUUGGUGCGGUUGCUCCAGUUACUCCUCUCUGCUGUACGUUUUGUCAUCAGCUGUGGGCGUUCUCCUCCUCCUCCUGCUCCUCACUGGAUGUGUGUUAUGUAAAGGCAAAGCACGCCACAAUGCGAAGUCACGUAGUCCGGCCCCUAUCUACGAGGAGAUGAAGUCUCCCAGUCAAAAAGAGGCCAAUCUCCGUCUGAAGGACAUAGGGUGCUCCGAGUACAGAGACAGCCCAGCGAAGAGAUCCUCGUCAGAGAACCACUAUGAAACUCCAAGAGCAGCUCUCAACAGCAUCAGAACCUAGAGCGACACUCGCAACUCCAGUUAACACACAGAAGAAAAUGUUGCAGUUGGACAUUUGUGCCUGAACUUGGCUGGUGGGGCUCAGUUCACUUUCUGGUUUGGCGUAAAUAUUUUUCUGGCUAUGUGCAUCCUUUGUAAUAUUUUAUUGACCUGCUGCAAUAAAAUCCAUCUUGAAAUUCAAA